UUUAAUUAGUUAUAUAUAAAUGUAUGUCCAUAUAAUCAAACCAUCCUGGAAGCUUCACUUGACAGUUGAUAGCCCUUGCUGCAAUAGUCACUUAAAUAGGUGAUAUUGAUACUGAUAUCAGCCCACACUAGCAGCCUGGCAUUUGCAGUAACUUCCAAACAUUUAUUAUAGUACAUGCUCCUAACUUGCUUCUUUCCCAUUCUUGUCAACAUAACUAGUCAAUAAAUGUGCAUACGGAUUUCAAUAGUUUCGACCUGUUAUUGCCAGAAUCUUGCAAUAGUCAAUGCCUAUGUAGGAUGUUACUAGUUGACAUCAGCCCCUUGACAAGAGCAAUGGGGUGCGCCGUUUCUGUCUACGCGGCUGGAAAGAAGAAGAAGAAGAAGAAGAGCAUCAUCCCUGAAGUCAGCAUACUAGUCCCGUCAAUGAGUGUUCCAGCUCAAUGUGAUCUCCAGAGGACACUCAAGGGGGUGAUUCCCAAGGAUCUUGCUGAUAGACUAACUUCUAUGAGGAACCAGAUUCUGCUGAUCGCGCAAGAUACAGAUGUUUCUGCUAUUGAUGAAUUACAAAAAGCGCUCGAGGAGUACUUGCCUCUUCUUGUUGGCCUCACUAGAAAAGAAUUUGGGCUUCAAGAAUUGAUUGGAUUUAAGUGGAGAAACUUGGAAGAUGGACAGGAGCAGGAAAUCUCUGUAGCAAACUCCUGGUUUGAAUUACUGUCAGUCCUUCACAUGAUGGCAAUGUUAACAUUAGUAGAGGCAAAUACGAAGGUGAUACCAAAAGAGAGUGAUAUGACUGAACGGGUUGUAUCCGGAGAUUGCAUGAGGGAUGCUGUUGAUUUGCUGCUGAAAGCAGCAGGUUAUUUGGAUUUCUGUGUCCAAGAUGUUCUUGUCCACCUGCCACCUGAUGUCAAGAACCAGUUGCCAAAGGAUCUGCAUCAGGGUAUUCUUGAAGCCACCUCAAACCAAGCAUUGGCCCAGGGAACUGAAAUUCAAUUAGGUUUGGCUCUCGAAAGUCAGAAUGCAACUUUAUCAGUGAAGAGGAGGCUGGCAUGUGAAGCAGUAAGCUACUACGGACAGGCACUUUACUGCUUGUCUGGAGAUAAUAAUUUCCAUGGAACAGCGAAAAAGCAUCUAUUGUUCAUCAAAUGGAAGUAUCUCGAAGCAAAGGCUGCAGCUUACUACUACCACGGUAUAAUCGUUGACAAGGGCACAGAACCUUCCUGCCACGUUAGUGCAGUAUGCUGUUUCCUCGCAGCAGACAAACUACUUGCAGAGAGCAAAAAGGCCUCCUUAAGUUUCUGCCUGGCUGAACCUGUCACCAGAACUCCUCCAGCAUGGGGUGUUAUGAAGCAUUUAAACAAAAAAGUCCCGGAAACUGCUGCCAAGAAGUCUCAAAUGUAUGGCUACCUUUUGGACCAAGAAAAAGAUCUUCAAGUACUGCCCGAUCUUCCAGAAUUCCAAUUAUCGCUCAAACCUGACGACUAUACAUUGCCAGAAGCAGAUUCAACAUGGGAUAGUGAAAAGUGGGAUAUACCCGGACAAAGCCUCAAAGAACAUCUCAAAGAUUGUGAAGAUGGGGUGGCAACUGAAUAACACAUUUGGCAUUCGACAUUAAUGUUGUCUUGUCUUGAAAUAUUUGUACAUGUUUUUUAACUACAGUAAGUGUUGAGCAUAGCUGCAAGGUUCAAAUAACUUGCAAGUAGAAUCAACACUUAGAUGAUAACUUCUCAUGUAUUAUGCACUCAAUCGUUAAGAUGCAUUAAUUUCGGUUUCUAUUUCCUUCUCAAAA
Molecule: messenger RNA, 1785 nt
Organism: Capsicum annuum
Lineage: Eukaryota; Viridiplantae; Streptophyta; Magnoliopsida; Solanales; Solanaceae
Product: BRO1 domain-containing protein BROX homolog
Exons: 11
Coding region: 297-1589 (430 amino acids)
Source: RefSeq, a predicted model, not a curated record